This is a messenger RNA of Ricinus communis (castor bean), 2701 nucleotides long. RefSeq names its product cullin-3A. Lineage: Eukaryota; Viridiplantae; Streptophyta; Magnoliopsida; Malpighiales; Euphorbiaceae. Bases 358 to 2556 code for a protein of 732 amino acids. Gene Ontology annotation, molecular function: ubiquitin protein ligase binding. The transcript has 2 exons. Gene Ontology annotation, biological process: ubiquitin-dependent protein catabolic process; protein ubiquitination. Gene Ontology annotation, cellular component: cullin-RING ubiquitin ligase complex. The record is from RefSeq and is a predicted model, not a curated record.
UUUGUAUUUCUUUUCUCAGAAAAAAAACAAAAACAAUAAUUUGUAUUUUAUUUUAAUUUUUGCUUCGUAAUAAUUAUUUCCCCUUUUAUCUGAUUUUGAUAUAUUUCCCUUUCGUCAGCCUUUAAUAUAUUACCUUCCCCUUCCCUCUCUAAAAACCUUUCUGUUUUUUCAAACCCUAAUUUCCCCGUCCGUACGCAGACGAUUAAUAACAAUAAUAAGAAUAAUGAUAAAUAUCUGCCGGUUAAUCUAACUGUCUACGGUUUUUCCUAAUUUCUUUUGCGAUUCGUUGUUUAAUUGUGGUUUUGGAGAUCGGGAGUUUCGGUUUGGGAAUCGGAUCGGAGAGGGGAAAUAAAGAGGAUGAGUAAUCAGAAGAAGAGAAAUUUUCAGAUAGAGGCGUUUAAGCAUCGGGUGGUGGUGGAUCCGAAAUAUGCAGAUAAAACAUGGAAGAUUCUCGAACAUGCUAUUCAUGAGAUUUACAAUCAUAACGCUAGUGGCCUUAGUUUUGAAGAGCUCUAUAGGAAUGCCUAUAACAUGGUGCUGCAUAAAUUUGGUGAAAAGUUGUAUUCUGGUCUAGUUUCAACGAUGACAUCACAUCUUAAAGAAAUCUCAAAAUCUAUUGAGGCUGCUCAAGGGGAUUCAUUUUUGGAGGAGCUGAACAGGAAAUGGAAUGACCAUAAUAAAGCAUUGCAAAUGAUUAGGGACAUAUUGAUGUACAUGGAUAGGACAUACAUUCCAAGCACUCAUAAAACCCCUGUUCAUGAGCUUGGACUGAACCUUUGGAGGGAUAACAUCAUACACUCCAGCAAAAUUCAAACAAGGCUUUUGAACACACUUCUUGAAUUAGUUCACAGAGAACGAACAGGUGAAGUUAUAGACCGAGGAUUGAUGAGGAACAUUAUCAAGAUGCUUAUGGAUUUAGGUUCUUUGGUUUACCAAGAGGAUUUUGAGAAGCCAUUUCUUGAGGUUUCAGCAGAGUUUUACAAGGUUGAAUCUCAGAAGUUCAUUGAAUGCUGUGAUUGUGGGGAGUAUUUGAAGAAAGCUGAGAAACGUUUGAAUGAAGAGAUAGAGAGAGUGACACACUACUUGGAUGCAAAGAGUGAAGUCAAGAUAACUAAUGUGGUGGAGAAGGAAAUGAUUGCUAACCACAUGCUGAGACUAGUCCACAUGGAGAAUUCUGGUCUGGUGAAUAUGCUUCUUGAUGAUAAAUAUGAAGACUUGGGAAGAAUGUAUAACCUAUUCCGUCGGGUAUCUAAUGGUCUUCAGACCAUUCGAGAAGUGAUGACUUCUCACCUCAGGGAGACUGGUAAGCAACUAGUUACUGAUCCAGAAAGGCUGAAGGAUCCCGUGGAAUUUGUGCAGCGUUUGUUGGAUGAAAGAGACAAGUACGAUAGCAUCAUAAGCUUGGCAUUCAACAAUGAUAAAACAUUCCAGAAUGCGUUGAAUUCUUCUUUUGAAUAUUUUAUUAAUUUGAAUGCUCGCUCUCCUGAAUUCAUUUCAUUGUUUGUGGAUGACAAACUUCGUAAAGGUCUAAAGGGAGUUAGUGAGGAGGAUGUGGAGAUUAUUCUUGACAAGGUGAUGAUGCUGUUCCGCUACUUACAAGAGAAAGAUGUUUUUGAGAAGUAUUAUAAACAGCAUUUGGCUAAGCGGCUAUUAUCAGGAAAAACUGUCUCUGAUGAUGCAGAGAGAAGUUUGAUAGUCAAGCUCAAGACUGAAUGUGGAUAUCAAUUCACUUCAAAACUAGAAGGCAUGUUUACUGACAUGAAGACCUCCCAGGAUACAAUUCAAGGGUUUUAUGCAAGCCACCCAGAGCUAGGGGAUGGACCUACACUUGUAGUCCAAGUUCUGACGACAGGAUCUUGGCCAACCCAGCCUAGUGUUACUUGCAACCUACCUGCUGAGAUGUCAGCACUGUGUGAAAAGUUCAGGUCAUAUUACCUUGGGACCCAUACAGGGCGGAGACUGUCCUGGCAAACUAACAUGGGCACAGCAGAUAUAAAAGCAACAUUCGGAAGGGGUCAGAAACAUGAGUUGAAUGUAUCUACAUAUCAAAUGUGUGUCCUUAUGCUAUUUAACAAUGCUGAUCGGCUUAGCUACAAGGAGAUUGAGCAGGCAACAGAGAUUCCUGCUUCAGACUUGAAGAGGUGCCUGCAAUCCAUGGCUUGUGUGAAAGGAAAGAAUGUUCUUCGGAAAGAACCCAUGAGUAAAGACAUUGGUGAAGAAGAUGCUUUUUUUGUCAAUGAUAAGUUCACAAGCAAAUUCUACAAGGUGAAGAUAGGAACUGUCGUUGCACAAAAGGAAUCAGAACCUGAAAAGCAGGAGACUCGGCAGAGGGUGGAGGAGGACAGGAAGCCUCAGAUUGAAGCAGCAAUAGUUAGGAUCAUGAAGUCAAGGAGGGUAUUAGAUCAUAACAAUAUAAUUACUGAGGUCACAAAGCAGUUGCAGUCACGGUUUCUGGCAAAUCCCACAGAGAUUAAGAAACGAAUCGAGUCUCUUAUUGAACGAGAUUUCUUGGAGAGGGAUAGUGUUGAUAGAAAACUGUAUCGAUAUCUUGCUUGAAGGGAUGGCUUGAGCAAGUUACGUUUUUUCUCUUCUUGUGGGGAUGGUUUAGCUACCAAUUGGACAUGUACCUUGGUAAGUGGAGAAUUGUUCUAUUUCCGCAAGUUUAUUGGAUUUUAAUGAAUACCAUUUAUUUCUGCUUUCA